Messenger RNA from Aphis gossypii (cotton aphid), 1167 nucleotides. RefSeq lists its product as uncharacterized. The record is from RefSeq and is a predicted model, not a curated record. Lineage: Eukaryota; Metazoa; Arthropoda; Insecta; Hemiptera; Aphididae. The transcript has a single exon. The coding region runs from base 1 to 1167 and encodes 388 amino acids.
AUGCAAGACGAGAUUUCUCAAGACCCAAGGUCCAUUGGUUUAGGAUCGUCACGUCGUGUAGCAUUAAAUCGUUUAUACAAUUUGGAACGUCGCCUAAAUAAAGAUUCUGAACUCUAUGAAUCAUAUCGGAAAUUCAUGGAAGAGUAUAUCACAUUGGGUCACAUGGAGCUGGCAACGCGUGAAGGUAAUUAUUUCAUUCCGCACCAUGCGGUUGUUAAACGCCAAGAUAAUGAUUUGAAAAUUAGGGUUGUUUUUGAUGCUUCUGCCGCAUCAUCAUCGGGACUUUCUCUCAAUGACUGUUUGGUAACAGGACCUAAGUUGCAAACUGACAUAAGUGACAUCCUUUUACAUUGUCGUUUCCACAAGUACAUCUUUAUUGCGGACAUAGUAAAAAUGUACCGCCAAAUAUUAAUUCGUGAGGAAGAUAGAAUUUACCAACAUAUACUUUGGCGCAGUUCACCUCAUGAAGAGGUGCGAGAAUACGAGUUGUGUACAAUCACUUAUGGCAUGAGUGCAGCUCCGUAUUUAGCUAUUAGAUGUUUGCAUCAGUUGGAUCUGGAAAACGGCCCAGAAUUUCCUCUAGCUAUGAAUUUAUUAAGAACAAGUACGUACGUUGACGAUAUCAUUGCCGGAGCAGAUAGUUUGGACAACGUCGUACUCUUACAACAACAAGUCAUACAACUAUUACAAAAGGGUUGUUUCGAGUUGAAAAAGUGGGCAAGUAACUGUUCAAUCAUAAUAAAGAAUAUACCACGAGAGGAUUUGGCUAGCGAUUCGUUCUUCGAACCUAAUGAAGGACAAGCUAUCAAGAUACUUGGGUUGUACUGGGAUUCGAAGGAAGAUUUGUUCGGUUAUCGUUCUAAUGUCGGAGAAACACGAUUCACAAAACGGUCAAUCCUAUCAACAGUUGCACAGUUGUAUGAUUCUAUUGGCGCCCUAAGUCCAAUAAUUUUGUGGGCAAAAUGUGUGAUGCAGGAGUUAUGGUGUCAAAAACUGGACUGGGAUACACCCGUACCAGAGGAGAUUUCCCAAAAAUGGAACGAGUAUAUGUCCAAACUUUCAUCGUUGGCUAACUUGAAAUUACCUCGUUUUAUAAAUACAUUGAAGGCGAUAGAUAUUCAGUUGAUUGGAUUCGCAGACGCAUCGCAAAAGGGAUAUGCUGCAUAG